This is a messenger RNA of Tachysurus fulvidraco (yellow catfish), 4935 nucleotides long. RefSeq names its product sortilin-related VPS10 domain containing receptor 2 (gene sorcs2). Gene Ontology annotation, cellular component: membrane. Gene Ontology annotation, molecular function: protein binding. The record is from RefSeq and is a predicted model, not a curated record. The transcript has 27 exons. Bases 150 to 3482 code for a protein of 1110 amino acids. Lineage: Eukaryota; Metazoa; Chordata; Actinopteri; Siluriformes; Bagridae.
CUCUCUCUCUCUCUCUCACACACACACGGAAGAGCCACCGUGUACUUGUUCCCCGCGAAUCGGUUCUCCGUGGUUUUUUUGGGAUACCACGCGCACACACACGCAUACACAGACACGCACGCACACACACAGAGACACGGGCGCGCGUCAUGGCGCACGUCGCGCACCUGUUCGUCGCGCUGGCGUGGAUUAUUUCGGUGCACGGAUCUUUCUGCAGCGGCGGUGCUGGCGUUGGUGUCGGCGUGUUGAACCGGAGGCACGAGCAUCACCGCCUCCACGCUGAGGGUCCGGAGGAGGAGGAGGACCAGACCCGAGCAGCACCGCGGAGGCUCGCGAGGUCGCCGAAAGUGGCGUCUCUCCUGAGCAGCUCAUUCGUGCUGAAAGGUGAUGCCGCGCACAACCAGGCUAUGGUUCACUGGACGGGCGAGAACAGCAGCGUCAUCCUCAUCCUGACUAGGUAUUACCAUGCUGAUUCCAGCAAAGUGCUCGAGAGCUCCCUCUGGAGGUCCAGUGAUUAUGGAACCACAUACAGUAAACUCAACCUGAUGCCCGGAACCACCAUCAUAGUCACCAAUUUCUACAUCUGCCCGAGUAAUAAGAGGAAGGUGAUCCUGAUCAGCUCCACCAUUGAUGAACAGGACCAGAUGCUCUUCAUCAGCACAGACGAAGGAGCUUCGUUUCAGAGACAGCCCCUUUCCUUCACCGUGGAGACGCUCCUGUUCCACCCGUCGGAUGAGGACAAACUGCUGGCUUACAGCAAAGAGGCCACGGUCUAUGUGUCUACUGAUUUGGGGAGGAAAUGGACACUGCUGCAGGAACGAGUGACUAAAGACAGAGUUUUCUGGUCUGUUACUGGGGUGGACAUGGACCCUGAUUUGGUUCAUAUGGAGAUACAAGACACAAGUGGAGGAUACCUGUACGUGACGUGUCUGAUACAGAACUGCUCGGAUAAGAUGGUGACGGCUCAGUUUCUGGGCAAAAUCGACCACAAUUCUCUCUCGGUGCAGAACGACUAUGUGUUUGUGAAGGUUACCAUGUCUAAUCGUACAAAGUGCUAUGUGUCUUAUCGGAGGAACGAGUUUGUGCAGAUGCGCUUGCCCAAGUUUGCCCUGCCAAAGGAUGUGCAGAUUGUAAGCACGGAUGAGAACCAGGUGCUGCUGGCCUUGCAGGAAUGGUACCAGACGGACACGUAUAACCUGUACGCUUCGGACCAGCAGGGUGUUUAUUACUCCAUCUUGUUGGAGAACGUGCGCAGCACCAAGCAGCCCGAGGAGAACGUCAUCAUCGACGUCCUGGAGGUCCGUGGAAUCAAAGGAGUCUUCUUAGCCAAUCAGAAAGUAGACGGCAAAGUCAGGACACUCAUCACAUACAAUAAUGGACGGGAUUGGCAUCCGUUGGCUCCGCCCACUGUUGACAUGAACGGCAAAGCGGUGAACUGCAAAGAGCCAGACUGUCACCUUCACCUCCACCUGAGAUGGGCCGAUAACCCGUACGUAUCUGGGACGGUCCACACGAAAGACUCCGCCCCCGGCCUCAUCAUGGGUGCAGGCAAUCUUGGCUCUCAGUUGGUUGAAUAUAAAGAAGAGAUGUACAUCACCAAUGACUGUGGGAAGACCUGGAGACAGGUGUUCGAAGAGGAGCAUCAUAUCCUGUAUCUGGAUCACGGUGGCGUCAUCGUGGCCAUCAAAGACACGUCCAUCCCGUUAAAGAUCCUCAAGUUCAGUGUUGAUGAAGGACGUACGUGGAGCAUUCACAAUUUCACCAGCACGUCGGUGUUUGUAGACGGCUUGCUGAGCGAACCCGGCGAUGAGACCCUGGUUAUGACUGUGUUUGGUCACAUUAGCUAUCGUUCAGACUGGGAGCUGGUGAAGGUGGACUUCCGCCAGUCAUUCCCUCAGCUGUGUAGCGAGGACGACUACGACUCAUGGAAACUCACUAACCUGCAGGGAGAGCAUUGCAUCAUGGGACAGGAGCGAGCGUACAGAAGAAGGAAGGAGUCGUCUCUGUGCAUUAAAGGGAAGAGCUUCACGUCUGCGCUGACGGCUAAACCCUGUCAGUGCUCGGAGAAAGACUUCAGCUGUGAUUAUGGAUUCGAGCGCAGCCUGAAAGCGGAAGGUGAUCGCUGUUACCACGACUUUUGGCACGAUCCUGAAGUUCCACCCGAAAACUGCCAUUUGGGACAAACCUUCAAGAUCAGCACGGGCUAUCGUAAGCUCACCUCAAACGCCUGUGAUGGCGGGAUAAAUAAAGAGGAGAGCGGGAAGCAGCACGCCUGCCCUCUGAUGCCCCCCAGAGGCCUACAACUGCGCAUCAAGGGGCAGAUGCUUACUGUAGCACCUGGUGAUGACAUCACCUUCAUCGUCCAUCAGGAGCAGGGUGAUACAAGCAGUACCCGGUACCAGGUGGACCUUUCUGACGGCGUUCGUGCUGUUUAUCAGAACUUAACGGUGACAGAUGAACCGAUUCAGCACCGUUACGAGAAGCCGGGGAUUUAUCGUGUCAGUGUGAAGGCGGAGAACGCAGCCGGUGGCGAUCAGGCCGUGCUGUACAUCCGGGUCACACAACCUCUACAGGAAGUCCACUUGGAAGUGGUGCCCAUCGCAGGAAGGAAACAGGAAGUAAACCUGACUGCUGUGCUGCUUCCUGGGGACUCGAACUUCACCGUCUUCUACUGGUGGAUCGGAGAGGAGCUUCAGCCGAGGCUGACGCUGGAGAACAGCAUCCUCACCAGCUUCUCUGAUGAAGGUCAGAUCUCCGUCACCGUCCAGGCAUCUAAUGGACGCUCCACGGUGCAGGACAGCAAAACCGUACGUGUUUACGAUCAUUUCCAGGUCAUUCCGCUUGGAUUCAGUCCGAACUUGGAUCGCUUCAACCCCAACAUCCCAGAGUGGAGAGAGGACGUGGGACACGUGGUCACCAAAAUGCUGGCCAAGAUCACUGGACUUCCUCAGGAAUCGAUGGUUGCCAUGGUGAAGCCUGGGCUGCCGACCAGAGCGGACUUAUAUGUGUUGCCCACAGAGGACACACCCACCACGAGGAGCGGGUUUGCCAAUAAGCGUGUGUCCACCAUAAAGCAGGCACUAAGAGAGAGUAAUGUCAGCUUCGUGGUCCGUGGUGGACUGAGAGUGCUGGUGACUCUAACAGAUCUUGACGCAGACUCUCGGAUCGGUGCUGCCAGUCCCGGGUUCUGGGCUUUGGCUGGCAUUCUUCUCAUCACCUUCAUCAGUACAGGACUCUUCCUCCUCUACAAGUUUAAAAGGAAGAUGCCGGGACGUAACGUCUACGCACAGAUGCACAACGAAAAGGAGCAGGAAAUGACCAGCCCUGUCAAUCACAGCGACGACACACAACACAUCAUCCAGGGGGAGGAGUUUAUCGACGAUGACCUCGACUCACAGACUCUGGGUAAUGGACGAGGCAACCACUCAGGAGUUGUGCUCAGCAUCACAUCGAGGGAACUGCACGGAUACCUGAGUAGCUGAUGAUCUUUAGCUCCGCCCACCAGAACGGAGGCUGCCUUUAACUCCACACACCUGAAUGGACAACGCCUUUUAGGCCACACCCACAUGUGACCCUAACACGCCCAGACAGGAGGAACAGUGAAACUGCACAUAUUAAUCAUCAGCACAGCAAAACCUCUCUAACCAUCUCUCUCUCUAUUUCACACACACACAUAACACACACACACACACACACACACACAACACACACACGCACGGCUUUCCCCCUCUAUUCAUCCGUUUAUUAAAUGCUCAAGAGAAUUGACACACACACACACACUUUAUUCUUCUCUCUUUCCUUCCUGUCUCUUGGGAUGAUGGGACAUCUUCAGCACUUUCACUUUCACUGAUGCCCAGGGACCAUUUUUACUUCCUGUCAUGUGACUGGUCGAUGCACUCUGAUUGGCCGUCUCAGAGAGAAUAUAGAGGUCACGUUUUUUUUUAGAUGUCUGUGGUGGUAAUUGUGGUGUGAUAUUUUACCUGUUUCUUUAUAAAGUCUCAUACAUUUUGUUCUUUCUUCCAUCGUUUCCUCAUUUGUUUGAGUUGAUGUACUGUAGAGCUCUUUUCUUUCUCUCAGGCCUGAGCGAGUGGUGCUGCUGUGGUCUGAAUCCAUGAGUUAUGUUAUUUUUUAAGAUUGGCGGUGAAGAUGUGGUUAGAGUUUGUGGAAAUGACCAAGAUGAGCAUGGAAUUCAGGAGUAGCCAUGUUUAUCCAUACAGCCAAAGGGACAAGAAUUCCCUAUCUGUAAUUUCUCUUUUUUUUUUCAUCCACAUUCUCAGCUUCUGAUGCAAUAAGAAAUCACAGGAUUCUGUCCUCUACUGAGUCAAAAAGAAAUAGAAAGAUCUUCCUCACUUACUGUGUGAAAUUCAGGAGAAACACAGCAGGGUUUUUCUGGGAAUUAUUAAAAAAUAUGGAUGGCAGGAUGACGGACGGAGACUAAAGCCAAAAGUCCUCACAAGACUUUGUUUGUUUGUUUGUUUGUUUGUUUCUUUUGCUUUACAAUGCUAAAGCAAAAAUCCCCCAAUGCAUUUGUUUGUUUGUUUUGCUUUACACUGCUAAAGCAAAAAUCCCCCAAUACAUUUGUUUGUUUGUUUUGCUUUACAAUGCUAAUUGUAAACAAUGCUAAUGCUAGUUUUGCUUUACAUUAGUUUGUUUGUUUGUUUGUUUUACUUUACAACACUGCAACACAAAGCCCUAAUACAUUUGUUCGCUUGUAUGUUUGUUUGUUUGUUUGUUUUACUCUACAACACUACAACAAAAAGCCAAGAUAUUUAUUUGUUUGUUUGUUUGUUUGUUUUGCUUUAUAAUUCUAUAGCAAAAAGCCACUAAGCCACUUUGUUUAUUUGUUUGUUUACCUUUACAUCACUGUAACAGAAGCUCUCCGAAGACAUUUGUUUGUUUGUCUUGCUUUACAAUACUAUAAAAAUGCCCUUGCCA